Myotis brandtii (Brandt's bat) is the source of this 2755-nucleotide messenger RNA. RefSeq lists its product as uncharacterized. The record is from RefSeq and is a predicted model, not a curated record. The transcript is spliced from 2 exons. Bases 717 to 1652 code for a protein of 311 amino acids. Lineage: Eukaryota; Metazoa; Chordata; Mammalia; Chiroptera; Vespertilionidae.
CAACCUCAUCACCAGAUGUGACCGGUUCCAGAAUUAUCCUCAUCUCCGGCCCAGAGGGCAGGGACCCACCCAGGGUCAGACCGCUGGGAUGUGGUGGAGGCUGCUGGGAAAUUCUGGGCUCCUCGCACGGUUCCCACCCCAGGAAGAAUGAAGGCAUCUCAUCAGAGGCCCGAGGAGAAGGGAGGGAGGAGGAAGAAGUGGGGGAGGGGGCCCAGUUCCCUUGGGCCUGGUGCUCCCACCUGGGACUGUCCAUGACGGUGCCUGUGGCUUCAGCAGGGAUGUGCCCCAGUGGCCGGGGGCGCAUCUUCACUGCUGUGGGAGCUACUUAGGACGGUUUGUCACCCGCCAGCUGCCCGCUGUUCGCUUAUUGACUUACAUAAGCACCACCCAAGGGUGUUUGUACAGUUGUCUCAGUCUUCCUGUCCGUCUCCCACCUGCCUGCCUCACCUCUGGGGAGAUGCGCUGGCAAUGUAACGGAGACCCAAUCCUGCGUGAGGACAACCCAGGCCGGGCACGCCUGCGCAUCCUCCCCACGAUCAGAUGGUGCUGGGGUCCCAUUCUACAGAUGAGGACACCGAGGUCUUGGGCUUUGCUCCUUCAAGCCCAGCACGGGGCGGGCCUGGGAUGACCAUUCCAGGAGGUGUCGCUCUGAUGCCCCUGGCACUGGUUCAAAUCCGCCUCGGCCACCUCCUGAUCGUGUGAAUUAGGGAAGUCAGAUGAUCUCUCUAGGACUCAGUGUUCCUUUCUGUAAAAUGGGGGUGGUAUCUUUGCUCUGCCUGGAUUGUCAGGUGGUUCAGGGGCUAAUGUAUUCGUUGGAGCCACGUGAAACCACGACCAUUUGUGACCCGCCCUUGGGAUCAGUGCUUCUCCACGGGGCACAGGAGUCUCCAGGGAUGUUCUUAACAGGCGGAUUCCGCUCAGCUGGUCUGAGGUGGGCCUGGCACUGUGCGUGCCUGAGCAGCGCCCGGGGAGCGGCUGCUGUCAGUGGGCCACACUCUCAGGAGCAACAGUGUAGACUAGACUACGCACUGGGCUGUGCCAGGCACUGGGCUGGCGCCUGUAUGCCCAUCCUCACACCGAUCCUUAUGGCCCCCCUGCCAGGCAAACGUGGCCACCCCGUUUACAGAUGGGGAAGCCGAGGCCCAGAGAGGUCAAUGCCCCACCCAGGGACACACAGCCAGACUGGCACGCCGGGGUCCCAAAGCCAGGCCUGUGGGGUUUACAGGGUCCUGGUCCAUGAAUCCAAACCUUUGCACAGGCCCCUGGGCCCUGCCCGUGGGGACCUAGGAUACACCCAGGACAUGAAGGCAUCUUCGAGUGGCCUCCAGGCAGUGGUGGGAAGGGACAGCUUGCGCCUUUGGGAGCUCACCCCAGGGAAAGCUCGCCAGCGGGCAGGCAGGCGUGGCGAGGACGUGGGUGUGUUUUGGGGUAAAAAUAAGCCCCCCGCUAUUCCUUGUGAACCCCAGCCUCGCCCCGACCCCUUCUCUCCUUCCCUCCAUCUCUACCGAGUCCCUGCCCAGGGGUCCUUCCCCCGACCGAGGAGGGCCGGGGUCCCUGGAGUUGGCAGGACUGUCACUCCAUUUCUGUCCCUCAUUCACUCUGUGGCCUUGGGCAAGUCACACGAUGUCUCUGAACCUCAGUGUCCCCUCUGAACGCCCUUGGCUUGUCCUGUGGGGACAGGGGUUUGAAAUCACUGCUGUGUCAGACCUUCUCCCAACGGAGCUUCCUCACGGCGGUGGGAGACGGGGACGUGGGGUGGGAGGAGGCGGCCGGGCGGGAGGAGGACAAGGACAGGAUGACCUGAAAGUGGACAGGCCACCGCACCUUCCAUCUGCGUUUCCUUUCUAGCCUCUAGGGUCCCGUCGGCAACAGCCCGCCAUGUGGCUCACUGCUCACUACAGCGAGAGGAGGCUCCUUCAGCCAGGGGCUCGGCCUAAACCCCCCCCCCCCCCGCCCCACUUGGCCCUCCCCAGACAGGGUGGGGCUCAGCCAGAGACUGUGGGUGAGUGAGGCUGGGCCCAGGCCAGCUGGGCAGCUGUGUGUUCAUCUCUGCCUGGCCUGGAGAUGGACAUAGAUGUCCAGAGAGCGACGCUGGCACCAGCCUGCCCAGGUUCAAAGCCCACCUCUGCCCUCACUCAUCCUUGACCUUGCAAAGCUGCUCCAGACCUUGGUUCCCCCACCUGUAAAAUGGGGGUGAUCAUAGCUCCUCUCUUUCUCAUAGGCACGUUGUGAGGCUUAACUGAGUUAAUGCACCCGAAGGGCUUGGAGCCAGCUGCUGACACCGGGAGCGCCAGGUAAACGUUUGCUCUGACGACUCCCGAUGAGACAUUGGAGACUUCCACUGGGGCUGGCUUCCAUUCUUGACCGGCCCAUCGCGUUUCCUGCAGCCACAAACACCUCCCCCUGGAAAGCCGGCGAGGGCCUUGCUGUCCUAGCCAGACCCCCACCAAGAGGGGCUGCUGCUACCUGCCUGCCCCAUCCUUCCAGAAUCCCAAGUCAAAUCCUCAGACAUAGCAGCAAGGACACGCUGGGCUGGCUGACCCAGGUCUCCGGCCCAGCCUCCCCUCUCGGGGGCUGCAAUGCCUGCUCGCCCUGGGGUGGUGGGGGGUCCUGGGGGCCCCGAGUCCCGUCUGCACAGCCUCCUCCAUCGAGCUCGUUUGUUUACUUUUCUGUGUGCAAAGUGACAUGAAAAGAUGGGCAGCUCUGCCCUGGCCGGUGUGGCUCGAUGGUUGGAUCAUCAGCCUGUGCACCGAAG